Phoenix dactylifera (date palm) is the source of this 369-nucleotide messenger RNA. The record is from RefSeq and is a predicted model, not a curated record. Lineage: Eukaryota; Viridiplantae; Streptophyta; Magnoliopsida; Arecales; Arecaceae.
AUGGAGAUUGGGAGCCUCCGAGCAGUGGAGGACUCAUUUUCUGUCUGUGACUCCACUGGAGUUGGGGCUGGCAGCGGCGAUGGUCCGUCUGGUAUGGUUGGAACCACCGACGGCGCAGGUGGUGCCGACGACUUAGGCGGUGAAGCUGGAAAAGGUGUUGGCGGCACAGCUGGAGAGGGUGAUGGCGGUGAUUUUGGUGCCGAAGGCGGCGAUGGAGUUGGUUUCGAUGGUGAUGGCGGUGGUGGUGGUGUCGGAGCUGACUUGGGUGGCGAGGGUGGUGCGGGCGUUGGCUUUGGAGAUGGAGCUGAAUUCAAAUAUAAAAAAUACAACAAAAUUAAGCAGGAGUUAUUCAGAGAAUAUUGCGAGUAA